Messenger RNA from Coccinella septempunctata (seven-spotted ladybird), 2759 nucleotides. Its product is annotated as adenylate kinase 7-like. The coding region runs from base 186 to 2708 and encodes 840 amino acids. Gene Ontology annotation, biological process: nucleobase-containing compound metabolic process. NCBI's taxonomy places the organism in Eukaryota, Metazoa, Arthropoda, Insecta, Coleoptera, Coccinellidae. Gene Ontology annotation, cellular component: cytoplasm. The transcript is spliced from 12 exons. Gene Ontology annotation, molecular function: ATP binding; AMP kinase activity. The record is from RefSeq and is a predicted model, not a curated record.
UAUCAAAUAUUCAAUUGUGCACAAGAAUAAAAUAUUCCAAAUACAUAGUUCAUACAGAUUAUUCACCAUAUGUAAUUAAUUAUUAUAUACUCAUACCUAGUCGUUUUACUCGCACAGGCAACAUAAUAAUGAGGAUGAUGAACUAUUUCAAUCAAAACUCUAGUAGGUAACAAUCAAUAUGUCAUAUGGUGAUCAAUAUUUCUAAUUAUUUCAUAUUUACUCAAAAAAAAAAAAUGCGUCAGAGCGUUAAUUCCGACAGAAGAUUUUCUGAUUCAGAACCACAAGAUGAAGCCUACCAUAUUUUCAUUAACAAUGUCGACAGCUUCAAUGGAAAAUAUAUAUUAUCCAGUGUAUACAAACAGGGUUUCGAGGAAGUAGCAUUUUCGGAAAAACGAGAUGGUGAGGAUAAUCUUUCUGAGGAAAAUAUAGAAGUUUCUUCUGAAAAAAGCGAACCUUUAGAAUUAGAAAAAAAUGAUAGUGAAAUGAAUCAAUCGUUGACUCUCGACCAGAUUAUCAACGCAAAGGCUCAAGGCCCUCGCGUAGAAUCGAAAUAUAAAAUAUUUGGUUCAAUGAUGUCAGCUGCGAAACCAAAACCAGAAGAACUAUUCGAAUUAACAGCAGAAAGUAAUGAACAGUUCAAAAAUAUUCUCACAAGGUGUUCUUGUGUAAUUUAUGACAUAAGCCUGGACGACGCUCAAAUUAGCAAGGCUCUAACAGCAUUGUCAAUUUUAGAACAAGACAUUGAAAGAAAGAAAUGUUCUGCUUCGAAGCAAUGUUCCCAACCAGUUUUAUUCAUUCUUAUAUCAACAUGCAUGACGUGGGCUCUAACCACUAGGAUGGACCCUACAGAUCCAGAUCCUAUACCGUUUGUUGAGGCAGAUUAUCGUAGGAGGAAACCACAUCCCAAUUUUAAGGAACAUUACGAUUGUGAAAGGGAUGUUAUGAAGAGAGGGAGGAAGUUCAAAGGGAAAUUGCAGACCAUUGUUGUAUGUUCUGGUAUAACUUAUGGAUUUGAGGAGAAUAUGUUGGCGUUCCUGUUCAAGAGAGCAUGGAGCAACGAUCAGUACUUACCGAUUUUUGAAACUGGAAGCAAUUUCGUGCCCCUAAUUCAUGUUGCUGACUUAGCGCAGGUUAUAUGUAAGUUGAUCGAUAUGGCUUCAUUCAUGAAUCAUUACAUUUUGGCAGUUGAACAAACUCCAACAUCUCUGAAGUAUAUUGUUAAAUAUAUAAGUAGAGAACUAGGAUCUGGAAGAAUUGAUUAUGUGGUGGCCGAAGAAGCCUACUUAUAUCCAGAAAUAGAUCAUGCCACUUUCGACUCUCUAACCGCAAAUAUUGUGAUGGAACCGGAGUACAUAAUCACAUCCCUAGGAAUCACUUGGAGGAGUGAAAUGAACUUUGUCGAGAAUAUUGAAGAAAUUGUGCAGGAGUUCAAGACCCGCCGUGACUUAGAACCAUUGAAAAUCGUCGUCCUAGGACCCCCAUGCUCGGGAAAAACGAAAUUAGCUCAGCUGCUUUGCGACCAUUACAACCUUCAUUAUAUAUCCGUUAAGGCUAUAUUGGAUCCUAAUGCAAUGAAAACUUUGAAGGUGAAAAAUUCCUUUCAAGCCACCCAUUCUACUUGUAAAACCAGAUCGAGAACGACGUUUAAAGAAUGCGACAGACCUGAUUUGGAUAUGGAAGAAAUAGAAGGAUUGCUGAAUGAAGAGGACGCGAAAGAUUUGUUGGAGUUCGAUGUUCAGGAUUCCGAGGAAGAGAAUUAUCAGAAGAUGGCAGUGGAAGAGUAUAACAAGUUCAUACCGAAGGAUUUUCACGAAAUCCCUACGAGGUUAUCGGAAGAGCACGUGGCGAUGCUGGUUCGUAACGAAAUGCUCAAGAAUCAAAGCCAGAAUUUGGGUUUUGUGGUGGACGGCUGUCCAAAAUCAUUCAGACAAGCUUCAUGGAUGUAUUAUAAGAAAGAAAGUAAUAGAUAUUCAUUGAACUCUGACGAUACAUCUGCUGCAUACACUUCUAAACAUGAUAAGAGGUUAAUCCCAAAUUAUGUCAUCGAUUUGGAUGCUACAAACAGUUUUCUACUUGAUAGAAUCAGUAGAAUUCCUGAAGAAGUCAUACAAAACACUCACUACAAUGAGAGAGAUAUGAUACGUCGCCUCAUGACUUACAGGAGGCAAAACGAAGAAGAAUUAGGUCCUCUAGCAUAUUUUCACGAGUGCGAAACAGAAAUAGUAGAGAUAGACGUAUCAGAAUUUCCGUCAGAAGAUAUGAAUUGCAUUUUCUUCAUAUGUACAGAAAUAAUUGGGAUACCCCGAGGAUUUGGGUCUUCCACUGCAGACAUGAUGCAAUUCGAGGUGGUCAAUGAGUUUCAGGAGAAACUGCGAAAGGAGAAGGAGGAACUGCAGAAACAAAAGCAGGUGCGAACUGAGAAAGAAGAAUUAGAAAAAAACAUGAAAAAAUUACUGGAAAAGUAUCAUCACGAAAAUGUGAAAUUGGAAAGGAUUUUGGUUUCCAGAAUUGAAAAAUAUAGAAUUUUCCUAUCGGAAAAAAUACUGUCUGUAUUAUUCCAGGCUGUAAUGGCAGCUGUUGAAAAUAAACCGAGUAAUCCUUUAGAUUUUUUCGCGGAGUAUUUAUUCAAAAAUAAUCCAACUGGACAGAUGUACAAUCCUCGAUAUUCAAGAAAUGGGGAAACACUUAUCGACACCGCUAUUUUGUGAUACAUUUUUAUAAUAUUUUUACUAGAAUUCAAGAAUAAAAGAAUUGCAUUC